CGGAUAUGUUGAUGGUUCCACUGUUGCGCCGGACCAAUUCAUGGAUGCUGCCAAAACUCAGCCCAAUCCAUGCUAUGUCAUUUGGUAUCGUCAAGAUCGCACUAUCAUUAGUGCUUUACUUGGCAGUUGCACCGAUACCAUCCAACCGUUGAUCUCAUCGGUUACCACAUCCAAACAUGCCUGGGAAAAACUUUCGGUCACUUUUGCGAGUACAUCGAGAGGCAGGAUCAUCUCCCUCAAAACCUCUCUUUCUCGGACCACAAAAGGAGGCCGGUCCGUCACUGAAUACACUACUAGAAUUUUCCAUAAUUGCUGCUAUGCAUUUGCUGCGGUUAUAAGUAAUCUGCAGCAAAUAGUCUCUAUUAUCCAUCGUAUUUGCUAAGGUUGGACUAGCACCGCAACAAUAAGUCCACUUUUUAAUAUCAUUCGUUGCGGUUUACUAUGAGCCGCAACAAAAAGUCCGAGUGCACGCAAGUAGUUGCUUCGGUCAUUCUAAGCAUGCAGCAAAUAAAUAGAGGUUUCUCUCUGCCCUCAAAGCACCGCUCCACGCCGGCGCCUCUUGCUUGCUCUCCACCGCUUGCUUGCUCGCCACCGCCUACUGUUUGCUUGCCUCCACCUUCUGUCCGUUCACCUCCGCCUCCUGCUUGCUCGUCCCCGCCACCUCCCUGCUCGCCUCCUACUCCUGCCACUUGCAGCAGCCUCCUGCUCGCCUCCGAUUCCUGGCCGUUCGCCUCCUAUUCCUGUCUGCUGGCUUCCUAUUUUGUAAUGUCAUUUAAUAUGUUUUUUUUGUUAGGAAGCACACAUCAAUCCUUUAUUUUUUACAGUAAGUUC
This is a messenger RNA of Cuscuta epithymum, 831 nucleotides long. Lineage: Eukaryota; Viridiplantae; Streptophyta; Magnoliopsida; Solanales; Convolvulaceae. The record is from the annotation of a GenBank genome assembly.